Messenger RNA from Gadus macrocephalus (Pacific cod), 8148 nucleotides. RefSeq names its product sodium channel protein type 4 subunit alpha B-like. The record is from RefSeq and is a predicted model, not a curated record. Gene Ontology annotation, biological process: sodium ion transmembrane transport; membrane depolarization during action potential; neuronal action potential. The coding region runs from base 484 to 6564 and encodes 2026 amino acids. Gene Ontology annotation, cellular component: voltage-gated sodium channel complex; plasma membrane; axon. Gene Ontology annotation, molecular function: protein binding; voltage-gated sodium channel activity. The transcript is spliced from 28 exons. NCBI's taxonomy places the organism in Eukaryota, Metazoa, Chordata, Actinopteri, Gadiformes, Gadidae.
CCAGAUCCACAUGACGGACUGCAGUGCGCACGAGCUACCACCGGCACUCGCGACUUGCUUCUUGCUUCCUGGCGGCGUAACUGUAGAAAGAAAGCGCUAGAAAUUCUGUUGCGCACCCAUUUUUUUAAAGAGUUAAACAACUUCGGACCUGUCGUCUAACAGGAAUAAAGAACAAACAAUUCGAAUGGCGGGAAGAGGUUCUCGUCAAGUGACAGUUAAUGGCUUGUGCACCUGCAACACCUCUACCCGCGUUUAAAAUGUCCAACGUUAGGUAAUUCAGCUGGUCUAGAAGACAAUUGACUGGAAAAACGGAUUUAGUUUUUGUUACUCACUUGCUUGAGGGAAAUUAUGGGUUUUGCGCGCUGGAUUUGGCACUUCCCUCUACUGAAAUCCCCACCUAAUUCUGGAAGCUGCGCCGUUACCAUCACAGUUUUACAUCAGCGGUGAGUAACUUGUGGUCGUGCGGGGCAUCAGGAUGAGAAGAUGGCAGCCAUAUUGUUACCAACAGGUCCUGAUGGCGUGCGGCGCUUCACCCGCCAGUCCCUGGCCGCCCUCCAGCAGCGGAUCUCCGAGGAGCGUUCCCGGAGCACCAGGGACUACAAGGAGGACCUGGGCAACGUGGAGGCCCCCAGGCCCCGGCCUGACCUGGAGGCCGGCAAGCAGCUGCCCCGCAUCUACGGGGACCCCCCCUCGACGCUGGUGGGGGUGCCGCUGGAGGACAUCGACCCAUUCUACUUCCAGAACCAGAGGACUUUUGUAGUGCUCAACAAAGGGAAGGCCAUCUUCCGCUUCAGUGCCACGUCAGCCCUCUACAUAUUCACCCCGUUCCACUGCAUUCGGGCCGUCGCCAUCCGGGUCCUGGUCCACUCAUUAUUCAGCCUCUUCAUUAUGUGCACCAUUCUGACCAACUGUUGUUUCAUGGCUCUGUCGGACCCGGCCCCGUGGACCAAGUAUAUAGAAUAUACGUUCACGGGGAUCUACACCUUUGAGUCUCUCAUAAAGAUCCUGGCUCGGGGGUUCUGCAUCGGACCCUUCACCUUCCUCCGAGACCCCUGGAACUGGCUGGAUUUCUCUGUCAUCAGCAUGGCAUAUUUGACAGAAUUUGUCGACCUCGGGAAUGUUUCUGCAUUAAGAACCUUCAGAGUACUACGAGCUCUGAAAACCAUCUCUGUGAUCCCAGGCCUGAAGACCAUCGUGGGGGCCCUGAUCCAGUCGGUGAAGAAGCUGGCGGACGUGAUGAUCCUGACGGUGUUCUGCCUGAGCGUGUUCGCCCUCAUCGGCCUGCAGCUCUUCAUGGGCAUCCUGCGGCAGAAGUGCGUCCGCAGCCUGGCCCACUGCUUCAACUCCUCCAUGUCCGUCAACGACACCUUCGUCUGCAACAACCGCACCUGGGGCUCCCGCAUGGACUUCCUCACCAGCGAAGAUAACUUCUAUAAAGUUGAAGGAGCCAAGGACGCCUUAAUAUGUGGCUAUGGAAACGAUGCAGGGAAGUGUCCAGAUGGAUUUGACUGCUUGAAAAUUGGGAGAAAUCCUAACUAUGGCUACACCAGUUUUGACAGCUUUGGCUGGGCGUUCCUGGCUCUUUUCAGACUCAUGACACAAGACUAUUGGGAGAAAUUAUUUCACCAGACCCUGCGAUCGGCGGGUAAGACCUACAUGGUGUUCUUCGUGCUGGUCAUCUUCCUGGGCUCCUUCUACCUGGUCAACCUCAUCCUGGCCGUGGUGGCCAUGGCCUAUGAGGAGCAGAACCAGGCCACCAUCGCAGAGGCCUGGCAGAAAGAGCGCGAGUUCCAGAUGGCUAUGGAGCACCUCCGCAGAGAGCAGAGGUUGGCGGCGAGGAAGCAGGCGCAGGAGACGGACUCGGUGCUGUCUCCCGAGCUGUCCCCGCUCUGCGCCAAGGCGGGGAGCCUCUGGAGGGGGAGCCGGCGGAGGAGGUCCCACCGCACCCUGUCUGAGGAGGCCGGGGAGGAGGACGCAGAGGAGAAGCUCGACCUCCUGGAGGAGCCACUGCCGCCCCUCUCCCCCCUGCCUCUGCACCCCCUGCUGGCCACCCUGUCCUCCCACCCCCUCAGCACGCGGCGGGGCAGCCAGGCCAGCGUGUUCAGCGUCUUCCGGCCGCGCGGCAGCUCGGACGCCGACCUCGGCGACGACGAGCUCAGCGCGUGCGGCGACCCGGUGCCCGGGGGCCGGAGCCGCGCCAACUCGGUGGCGGUGGGCCGGAGCCGCGCCAACUCGGUGGCGGCGCCCUGGAAGCGGCGGACGGGCAGCGUGCGCAGCCACUGCUCCCAGGGCUUCCUGCUGGGCGUAGUCAACGGGCGGCUCAACGCCUCGCUGGAGCACAACGGGGUGAGCGGCGCCGGGCUGCUGCCGCCGCUGCCGCUGCUGCCCACGCACAGCAUGGAGAGGGUCCGCGAGGACGCUGAGGCGGGCAUCGUCACGGAGACACUCCUCACAUCCACUCCCCAGCCGUCGCCCACGGCAACGCAGCCUCCGGUGCAGAGGAAGAGGGGGCUGAGCACCGUCAGCUUCUUCAGCGACGUCCUUGAUGGUGAAAGCCAAUUAAGAGAGCUGGAGGAGUCCCGGCAGAAGUGCCACCCCUGCUGGAUCUCCUUCGCGCGGCGGUACCUGAUCUGGGAGUGCUGCCCCUGGUGGCUGUGGGUGAAGCAGUGGGUGAAGUUCAUGGUGAUGGACCCCUUCCUGGACCUGGGCAUCACCAUCUGCAUCGUGCUCAACACCCUGUUCAUGGCGCUGGAGCACUACCCCAUGACGGACGAGUUCAACGGCAUGCUCUCCGUCGGGAACCUGGUGUUCACCGGGAUCUUCACGGCUGAGAUGGUGUUGAAGCUGGUGGCCAUGGACCCCUACUUCUACUUCCAGCAGGGCUGGAACAUCUUUGACGGCGUCAUCGUGUGUCUCAGCCUGAUGGAGCUGGGCCUCUCCAACGUGGAGGGGCUGUCCGUCCUGCGCUCCUUCAGACUGCUGCGGGUCUUCAAGCUGGCUAAGUCGUGGCCCACGCUCAACACGCUCAUCAAGAUCAUUGGCAACUCGGUGGGCGCGCUGGGCAACCUAACGCUGGUGCUCGCCAUCAUCGUCUUCAUCUUCGCAGUGGUGGGCAUGCAGCUGUUCGGCAAGAACUACCAGGACUGCGUGUGCAAGAUCUCAGUGGACUGCCAGCUCCCGCGGUGGCACAUGCAGGACUUCUUCCACUCGUUCCUCAUUGUGUUCCGCGUGCUGUGCGGCGAGUGGAUCGAGACCAUGUGGGACUGCAUGGAGGUGGCAGGCCAGCCGCUGUGCAUCCUGGUCUUCAUGCUGGUCAUGGUCAUCGGGAACCUGGUGGUGCUCAACCUGUUCCUGGCGCUGCUGCUGAGCUCCUUCAGCUCAGACAACCUGUCGGCCCCGGACGAGGACGGGGACCUCAACAACAUCCAGAUCGCCGUGGCCCGCAUCAACGCGGGGGUCAGCUGGCUGGCGUCCGGCGUCUGUGAGCUCUGCAGCGGAGGGGAGCGGCGCCGGCGGCAGCAGCAGCAGCAGCAGACGCAGCAGCAGCAGCAGAAGAAGAUGUCCCUGGCGCCCCCGGAGACGGGCAUGGCUCUCCUGCUGGUGGCGAACCACGCGGCUGAGGCCAACGGCGGCGUGUUCGGGCGCUACGGAGAGAGGUACGCGGUGCCCGAGGGGGACAGCUACAUGACCAACCCCAACCUGACCCUGGUGGUGCCCAUCGCGCCGGGGGAGUCGGACGUGGAGUUCCUGGAGGAGGAAGAGGAGUCUGAGUCGUCAGAGGACGAGGACAACAAACCGGAGAAGGUCAGCCUAUCAGAGGGCAGCACGGUGGACCUGAGGCGACCGGGGGAGGACAGGGACGACCUAUCAGAGCUGGCCGAGGAGACCAUGGAGCCAGAGCAGUGCUUCCCUGAAUUCUGCGUGAGGCACUGCCCCUGCUGCGACGUGGACACCAGUGGAGGCCUGGGCCAGGCCUGGUGGAGGCUGAGGAAGACCUGCUACCAGAUCGUGGAGCACAGCUGGUUUGAAACCUUCAUCAUCUUCAUGAUCCUGCUCAGCUCAGGGGCUCUGGCUUUUGAAGACAUCUACAUCGAGAAGAGGAAGGUGGUGAAGGUGGUACUGGAGUACGCUGACAAGGUGUUCUCCUACAUCUUUGUGCUGGAGAUGUUCCUGAAGUGGAUCGCCUACGGGUUCAAGAAGUACUUCACCAACUACUGGUGCUGGCUGGACUUCCUCAUUGUGGAUAUCGCCAGCGAUCGCUCUAUUGUUAGGGUGUCUCUGAUCAGCCUGGUGGCCAACUCUCUGGGUUAUUCCGACUUCGCUGCCAUCAAGUCUCUCCGAACGCUGCGGGCGUUAAGACCCCUCCGAGCCCUGUCCAGGUUCGAAGGCAUGCGGGUGGUGGUGAACGCCCUGAUCGGCGCCAUCCCAUCCAUCAUGAACGUGCUGCUGGUGUGCCUGAUCUUCUGGCUCAUCUUCAGCAUCAUGGGCGUCAACCUGUUCGCCGGCAAGUUCGGCAAAUGCGUGAACCGCACCGGCUUCGUGCACAACGCCUCGGUGGUGAACAACAAGUCGGAGUGCCACGCGCUGAACGACACCCAGUUCUACUGGACCAAGGUGAAGGUCAACUUCGACAACGUGGGGCUGGGAUACCUGUCGCUGCUGCAAGUGGCAACAUUCAAGGGCUGGAUGGAGAUCAUGCACGCGGCGGUGGACUCCAGAGGAGUGGAGGAGCAGCCCAUCCGAGAGGUCAACCUCUACAUGUACCUCUACUUCGUCAUCUUCAUCAUCUUCGGCUCCUUCUUCACCCUCAACCUCUUCAUCGGCGUCAUCAUCGACAACUUCAACCAGCAGAAGAGAAAGUUAGGGGGACAGGAUAUCUUCAUGACGGAGGAACAGAAGAAGUACUACAACGCUAUGAAGAAGCUGGGCUCCAAGAAGCCCCAGAAGCCCAUCCCAAGGCCCUCGAACUUUGUGCAGGCCUUCCUCUUCGACCUGGUGGCCAAGCAGGCGUUCGACAUCAUCAUCAUGAUGCUGAUCAUCGUCAACAUGGUGACCAUGAUGGUGGAGACGGACGAGCAGUCGGAGCGCAUGGAGUCAGUGCUCAACAAGAUCAACCUGGUGUUCAUCGUGCUCUUCACCACCGAAUGCCUCAUCAAGAUCCUGGCACUGCGCUGCUACUUCUUCACCAUCGGCUGGAACAUCUUCGACUUUGUGGUGAUCAUCCUCUCCAUCGUGGGGAUCGUCCUCGCCGACAUCAUCGAGAAGUACUUUGUCUCCCCCACGCUGUUCCGCGUGAUCCGCCUGGCUCGGAUCGGCCGGGUGCUGCGGCUGAUCCGCGGCGCCAAGGGCAUCCGGACGCUGCUCUUUGCCUUAAUGAUGUCCAUGCCGGCGCUGUUCAACAUCGGCCUGCUGCUCUUCCUCGUCAUGUUCAUCUACGCCAUCUUCGGCAUGGCCAACUUCGCCUACGUCAAGAAGCAGGACGGCAUCGACGACAUGUUCAACUUUGAGACGUUCGGCAACAGCAUGAUCUGCCUGUUCCAGAUCAGCACGUCGGCGGGCUGGGACAACCUGCUGAGCCCCAUCAUGGCAUCGCCGCCCGACGAGUGCGACACGGCCUUCGUCAACACGGGCACCAACGCCAAGGGCAACUGCGGCAGCCCGUCCAUGGGCAUCGCCUUCUUCGUCAGCUACAUCAUCAUCUCCUUCCUGAUCGUGGUCAACAUGUACAUCGCCAUCAUCCUGGAGAACUUCAGCGUGGCCACGGAGGAGAGCACGGAGCCGCUGAGCGAGGACGACUUUGAGAUGUUCUACGAGGUGUGGGAGAAGUUCGACCAGGAGGCCACGCAGUUCAUCGAGUUCUCGGCGCUGUCCCGCUUCGCCGACACGCUGUCGGAGCCGCUGCGCAUCCCCAAGCCCAACAAGAUCAAGCUGAUCAGCAUGGACCUGCCCAUGGUGACGGGCGACAAGAUCCACUGCCUGGACAUCCUGUUCGCCUUCACCAAGCGCGUGCUGGGCGAGACGGGCGAGAUGGACGCGCUCAAGCAGCAGAUGGAGGACAAGUUCAUGAUCUCCAACCCGUCCAAGAUCUCGUACGAGCCCAUCACAUCCACGCUGCGCCGCAAGCAGGAGGACGUGUCGGCCGCCGUCGUCCAGCGCUGCUUCCGCCGCCACCUGGUGCGGCGGCAGGUGAAGCAGGCGUCCUUCCUGUACCGCCAGCUGAGCGGCGCCGGCGGCCGACGUCGCGGCGCCGGCGCCGGGGCCGGGGGGGAGCAGGGGGAGGACCCGGAGCGCGCUCCCGAGAGCGAGGGGCUCAUCGCGUCCAUGAUCCGGGAGAACUACGGGCCGCCGGGGGAGGAGGUGGUCUGUGCGGAGGAGGAGGGGGAGGGGCGGGAGGGGGAGGGGCGGGAGGGGGAAGGGACAUCGUCGAUGACGUCGCUGUCGACGUCGUCGCCACCGUCGUACGACAGCGUGACCCGGGCGGCGGCCGGCGGCGGGGAACUGUGCGAGGCCGCAGGGUCGAUGGCCGACGCGUCCGUCCAGGGGUAUGAAGAGACGUUUCUAUGAGGCUGGCGCGCCUGUGUGUGUGGAGGAGAGUGUGUGUUAGUGUGUGUGGGUCGAGGUUGUUUGGAUUCUCUGCUUUGUAUUUGUAUAUUAUAUUUUGUUAUAUAUAAUAUAUAGCAAACUCAACAAAAAAAUCUUCAUGGCGGGCGAAAAGAUAUUGACCCUUUUCAUAUCAGAAGUUGUCAUAAAAAUCAACUUUUUUCUAAAUGUAUAAAGAUAGCCUCUGUAUCCUUGAACAAUCAUGAUGCUAAAGACCUACACAUACUUUCCUAUAGCAAUCACUUUGAAGUAUGUUUUCUUGACUCAAUUAUUGUUCGAAUAUACACAUUUGGCAACUGUUUUUGUCGUUUAUUGUUCAUGACAGGUAACCGCAGGAAAGACUUUGUAUACAGCACAUCCACGUUUGACUGAACAUAUAUCCCAUGAUGAAGCAAAUCUGCACAAUAAGGGUACAUUAUCGAACAUUAAAUACCCACAAUUUGUCAGUGGGCAUGUAUACUUUUCUAUUAACAUUGUUACAGUGGAGUACGAUGGGUAACUAAUUGCUAAUGACAGGGCACAGGGCACAUUCUUGAACAUCAAAUCCUAUUGUUGGAUAGUAUAUAUAUUUUUAGGAAAUUAUUUUAUUUAUGAAAUUAUCCAGGUUUUUUUCCUUCAUAUGCAGCACCCAAUUUUCCCCGUACAGUCAAAGUUGAAUCUGCAUAUUGCUACUAGAAAUAGCUAAAUGCUAAGCUAGCUUCUGUGCUAACAAAGAGAGUCGUAUGAAUAUUUAAUACAUUGCAUGUUGGUUGACAAAAAGGUUGGAUACCUAAUGUUUACCUCAAGCUUACGAUCAAUAAAUAUGCACAAUCCAAGCAAAAGGAUCUAUAGAUAGUUUUGCUGGUAUUUGAAUCAUCUUUUUUUUCUCUGGCAUGUCUCCCCCAUAAAAGCUUGGUGUUAUUUUUUUCAAGGGCUUACAUCAUUAACUUAUCUUCUAAAUCAGUUUUCUUAAUUGAAAAAUUAGCAAGAAUUUAUUUUAUUUGAAGGAACUACCAAAUAAUUAGUUAAUAAUAUUGUUAAGUAUUUGCAUGUUUUGAAAGAAUGUACAAAUAUUUUCUUAAUUUAUAUUAAACUUUGCAAUUAGAAGUUAAGAUGAUAGGUAAAAAUCACAGUUUAUCGAUGUGACGCAGUAGAAUUUCACAACAUUUAAUCUGUUUCCAUUUAGUUAAAGAUUGAAAACCCUGAAAGAAUACUUAGUUCAUGAAGGUUGAUGAAGGGCUGUAUAUGCAAACAAUCACAGAAUCAUGUGCCUGGUUUUAAUUCCAUUCUGCACAGUUAAUUUAUUAUGGAUUUCCCUCAUGACUGUUGAAUUGAAAUUGGUCAUGGAUAUGGAUUGGGAUAGCAUGAGUGAACUAUGCAAGCACCUUGUGUAGAGCGGGCUUGCAAAAGAGAAUGUAUAUAAAACACAAUGUAUUUGUAACUAUUUCUUUUUUCUAUGUAUUUAUAUUUGAGGAUCAUUUUGAAAAAUGCACAUAUGGAAAAUACCCAGAGUUAUAAAAAAGGAUAUGUAUACAUCUACAUACAUUUUAUAUAAAAGACUGAAAUGUA